UGCUCGCUUGUUUCUGCCUGACCCGGAAGUACUCGUCCUCCCGGUAGCGGAGAAGGGAGACCCCAGGGCGCUUUGGCAGGCGGCAGCUGUGGGCCGUUGUCACCAUGCAGCGGCUGCUUGUGCCGUCCUUGAAGGCUUUGCUGGGGGGCCGGGGUCUCCCGCUGCUGGUUCCUAGGGCAGCGCCCGGAGCACAGUGUGGCUGCAGCUGUGGCAUCAGGCGCCCUUUGAAGCCAUGGCAAUACAGUACCAUCCCUGAAGUAGCUUUGCAGUCUGGAAGCCGUACAGUGUCCCUUCCCUCGAAGGCUGCUGAGCGAGUGGUGGGCCGAUGGCUCCUGGUCUGCAGUGGGACAGUGGCUGGAGCAGUUAUUCUCGGUGGAGUAACGAGGUUAACAGAGUCUGGCCUCUCAAUGGUAGACUGGCAUUUAAUAAAGGAAAUGAAGCCACCUACAAGCCAAGAAGAGUGGGAAGAAGAAUUCAAAAAAUACCAGCAAUUUCCUGAAUUUAAAAUCCUGAAUCAUAACAUGACAUUGGCAGAAUUCAAAUUCAUCUGGUACAUGGAGUACUCACAUCGGAUGUGGGGUCGCAUUGUAGGCCUUGUAUACAUCCUGCCUGCUGCCUACUUUUGGAGAAAGGGCUGGCUCAACCGUGGCAUGAAAGGACGUGUUCUUGCCCUCUGUGGCUUAGUCUGCUUCCAGGGUCUGUUGGGAUGGUAUAUGGUGAAAAGUGGAUUAGAAGAAAAACCUGACUCCUAUGACAUCCCUCGGGUUAGCCAGUACCGCCUCGCUGCCCACCUGGGCUCAGCCCUCGUUCUUUAUUGUGCCAGUCUGUGGACCUCACUGUCACUGCUGCUUCCUCAGCACAAGAUGCCUGAAACCCGCCAGCUCCUGUGGUUAAGACGCUUUGCUCAUGGAACAGCAGGUCUAGUGUUUCUCACAGCUCUCUCAGGAGCUUUUGUGGCAGGGCUGGAUGCUGGGCUUGUUUACAACUCCUUCCCCAAAAUGGGAGACUCCUGGAUCCCAGAGGACCUCUUCACCUUCUCCCCGGUGCUGAGGAACGUCUUUGAGAAUCCCACCAUGGUGCAGUUUGACCACCGUAUUCUGGGAAUCACUUCAGUCACUGCCAUUACCGUGCUCUACUUUCUCUCCCGGAGAAUACCCCUUCCCCGAAGGACCCGGAUGGCAGCAGUGACACUGCUGGCAUUGGCAUAUACACAGGUGGGCUUGGGCAUUUGCACUCUGCUGAUGUAUGUGCCGACUCCACUGGCUGCCACUCACCAGUCAGGUUCCUUGGCUCUGCUCAGCGGAGCCCUUUGGCUCAUGAAUGAACUCCGAAGAGUCCCAAAGUAAUUCACAGAGGAUCAGCGUCCUAGGACCAAAACUGACAGAUGUCUUUCAUCCACUGCAUCACUCCCCAGAUGCCAACAACAGGCAGGGCUGGGGCAGGCUAAAGUCAGAACCCAGAACUCAAUCCAUGUGGGUGGCAGGAACUGAGUACUUGAGACAUCACCUGCUGCCUCAUAGGAUGCACAUCAGCAGGAAGCUGGACUGGAAGUGGGGUAGCAGGACUUGAACCAGGCACUCUGAUGGGACGUGGGCAUCCCAGGUAGCAACUGAACCACUACACCACAUGCCCAUGCCAAAACUUAUUUUUUAAAUCAGUGAUUUGGAUUAAAACAUCAGAAACAUCAGAUUUGAAGAUGGAGAAGUCCAGCAUUGCUAAUAUAAUAGAUGACAGAGGCAAUUCAAAAUAGCUCCAAGUGCUCUUUGGCUCGUGAAGAUUCAUUUCCUAGGACUGAAACUGCUUUUGAGAGCUCACCAGAGAGUACAAGGACUUGAAAUUAAGUAGAUUAUAUGGAUUCAGUGUAUUCAUUUGAAUAAAGUAAUUUAUAGAAGUUUGGGUGAAGAGA
Molecule: messenger RNA, 1906 nt
Organism: Lepus europaeus (European hare)
Lineage: Eukaryota; Metazoa; Chordata; Mammalia; Lagomorpha; Leporidae
Gene: COX15
Product: cytochrome c oxidase assembly protein COX15 homolog
Exons: 9
Coding region: 105-1346 (413 amino acids)
Biological process (GO): heme A biosynthetic process
Cellular component (GO): mitochondrial inner membrane
Molecular function (GO): oxidoreductase activity, acting on NAD(P)H, heme protein as acceptor
Source: RefSeq, a predicted model, not a curated record